Messenger RNA from Spirodela intermedia, 2261 nucleotides. Lineage: Eukaryota; Viridiplantae; Streptophyta; Magnoliopsida; Alismatales; Araceae. The record is from the annotation of a GenBank genome assembly.
AUGAAAGGAUUUUCUAGCCUUGGAUGCAAGGAUCUUCUACCAUGCAUAAAAAUCAAUAAAUUCGAGCGAAAAAGUUAGUAACUGUUACCCUCCUUCAGGAUGCUCCAGUCCUUGCCGUGCUUCUUUUCGUUCCCUUUUUCUAAUAAAAAUCGACAAAAAGAAAAUAAAACAAGAGUAAAGUUUUUUUUUUUGUGUACUCUAAGAGAAAAAUAGAAAAAUACUAAAUAUUAUGCAAUACAUCCCCGACAACGGCGCCAAAAUUUGACGUGACUCAGUCAUUGUUUAUUAAAUCACGCAAAUAGAAAAUUUAUAAAACUAGAAAAUACGAAUUUUCAGAUAUUUAGAAGUAUUUCUAAAUAAAUAUAUCAAUUAUAAUUCAAUGAAAAUUCUAAAAAUAGCGGUAAUUUUCCAGGUCGAUCACAAGGAUGUAAUAUAAUAUCUGGUAAUUAUUCAGAAUUUUUCUCAAUGAAUAAAAUUUUCUUACGAAUUUUAUACUAGGAAAUGAAAAGGAAAUAUAUUUAAAAUUCACGAAAAAAAAGGAAAUAAGGGUGCGGGCAUCAGGAUGAUGUCAGCACCCGGCGAACACGAAUCAGGCGGAAAUAGAGUUCCGCCCGGCGAUUCUUACGUAAGCGAUUACAGACGACUUAAUUAAUCAAAUUAAGAUCUGUAAAAGCCGGAAGAAUCGUAAUUUAACGAAGUAUAGUUUGGUAAAUUAAAAUUACACAAAGUAUCACUAAAUGAAGUGUAAAUUAAAUUGAAAGCAGGAAAACAGAGUUCCGGCGUCGUGACGGCGAUGCGUCGGUGAUGCACCGGAAUCCUGAGCGUUCGAGGGGAUCGUCGUGCAGUGUCCACGGCCUCGAAGGCUCUCCUUGGACAAAGACGACGUGGGCAAUCUCUAGAUCUUCUCGCGAAGUCUAGAGAUCAAUGAAGUGGGUCGUCAAAUCGUCUCUGGCGGCUGUCACUCGGCGGAGCGGAAAAACGGUGACUUUGCGGCUCUCCGGCGGCUGUCACCUGACGAAGAGGAGCUGGAUGGAGGUGGGGCGCGUGUUAGGGAGCUUCAUCCUCAGGUCCGCGCAGCAAGAGGAGACUCUUCAUCGCAUCUGGUACGCUCUCAGGAGGUGGCGACUGGUCUCCCGCGGAUCGUCCUCUUCCCGACGACGGCUUGUUUGUCGAUCAAUUGGAGAUCAUUUACUCGAUAGAUUCGCGAUCCUUUUAUCGUGAAUCGUUCAGCAAUUUUAGUAGCAAUGCUCCGCAAAUUGCGUUGACGAGAUUUUUGCCGAUGAUCCAACGAUUCUCGUUUCUUAAUCCUUCCCCAGCCAUCUGCAAGAAAGUUGCGAUAAUCAAAUAAAAAUAUAUGAAUUUUGACUCUGGAAGGAUUCGAAUCCGCGCCAGUCGCCCACCUCUUUUGAGGAAGGUGUGACGGGGGUUUAGUCCCACAUCGGUUGUACGCCGAUUUUCCGGGCGAAUAUAUAGUAAUGUUAGCUUUGUGAGCAAAGUCCCUUCUCUCGCGUGUAUGACCACUCCUUGCCCCACAGCCGGCUAGCCACCGGUGACGUGGAAGGGGAGUGGCGUACGCGUGCUAGUCGGUCCCCAAGCCAAGCCGCUCGAGCCCCUACUCGCAGCUUACUCCCCGACUGCGCUUCUGACCUGCUUGCGGGCACGGCUGGCUGGCAGGUCCCCCCAUUUUUGCAAUAUUUUUAUUUUUAUUUCUUGUUCUUGAUUUAUCUUAAAAGUAAGACUGUAAAAAUCUUAUAAAAUCACAUAAUUAACCAAAAAUUCAUGUUAAUCAAUUGAAAACUAAAAAUCAUUCUUUAACACAAAUAUAAGUCUAUUUAUCAUGAGUUAAGGCUAAAACUAUAUUAUUUACUAAUUAUUAACUCAUGAGAAUGAAGACUUAUCACCUCCUCUUGCUGCGUGGACCUGAGGAUGAAGCUCUCUAACAUGCGCCCCACCUCCAUCAAGCUCCUCUCAAUCAGGUGACAACCGUUAGAGAGCCACAAAGUCGUCAUUUUUCCGUUCCGUCAGGUGACAACUGCCGGAGAUGAUUUGACAACCCAUUUUAUUGAUCUCUAGACAUUGCAAAGAGACUUAGAGACUACUCACGUUGUCUUUGUCUAAAGAAAGCUUUCGAGGCCGUGGACACUACACAAUGAUCUUUUCGAAUGCUCAAGAUCAAAAGUUGGUGGGCACCCCUUAUUUUGCUAUAUUUGACGAGAUUUAAUUUGUGGAGAUUAGGCAACAGAAUCAAGUUGAGGCACUAA